CCCUCCCGCUCUUCCCUUGUUCCUUGUCUCCAGUUGAUAAGUGGAGGAUCUAUCGUCAGCGCUGAGGCAGUAUGGGACCAUGUGACCAUGGCCGACCGAGAGUUGGCGUUUAAGGCCGGUGAUGUCAUCAAGGUGCUGGACGCGUCCAAUAAGGACUGGUGGUGGGGUCAGAUUGACGAGGAGGAGGGGUGGUUCCCCGCUAGCUUCGUACGGGUCGAACCCCACCCUCCUCAACCCCAAACAAAACAGGUUUUCUAUAUCAACCCCAUAGCAACUGCUCGGUUCCAAAACACUACGUCUAAGGUGCGUUUCUCCAACAUCAUCAAUCAACCAUCCAGCCAUUCCCCCCCCCCCACCACCCACC
Messenger RNA from Salvelinus sp. IW2-2015, 364 nucleotides. Lineage: Eukaryota; Metazoa; Chordata; Actinopteri; Salmoniformes; Salmonidae. The record is from RefSeq and is a predicted model, not a curated record.